AUGGCGGACUCGCAAAUUGUUUGCGGCAUACUCAAUGAGAUGACUAGUAGUAUGGCAUCAGUGCGAGAGUCGAUGCAAUCCCUCAAACAAAAAUUAGAUUCUGCAGACGAAAUGGAUAUGAAAGACGGAAUAUCUUUACUUUCGCUCAAAAACCACCUGCUUCUGUCGUACUUGCAAUCACUUGUCCUGCUCUCUGCACGCCGAGCAACUGGAGACUCGUUGACAGACAGAACGCCGGUCAAGUCCCCCUUCAGUACAGUCGAUCGAGAGGUGCGGGGCUCUGGCGCUGGCGAUCUAGUCGACUCUAUGAUAGAGAGUCGCGUGGUGCUCGAAAAAACAAAAGUCCUGGAAAGCAGGAUGCGAUACCAGAUUGAGAAGCUGGUCAGAGUUGCUGAAGAAAUCCCUUCUGGAAAAGAUGUGGCUGAAGAUCCCCUCGCCUUUCGUCCAAAUCCCAAAAAUCUCGUCGACAACGAGCAGCACUCCGACGAGGAGCAAGAUGACCGUUCAGAUCUCGAAGACCCCGAUGGAAUAUACCGCCCUCCCAAACUCGCACCCAUGCCUUACACGGAAGCCGCAGCCGACAAGCGUUCUAAACGACAGCCCGUUCCCAAGACACUUUCUACCCUUCUUCAUCAAGACCCCUCGCGUCCGCACAUCGAGGGUACAUCUGGCCUUGGCUCAAUGCCCUCCCUCGCGUCCGACCGCGCCCGCGAAAUUCAACGUAUAAAAGACUUCGAGGAGGAAAACUUCACUCGAUUAGUUAUGAAGAAGAAAGACGCGCGCAGGCGACGGAAAGAUGAAGAGGAUUUGGCACUCGGUGGUACGGGUGCUGGAAAGGGCAGGAAGAGAGGCCGGGGUCUUGAGGAUGAGUUCGCGGACGUGCUGCACUCAGUCGGGCGCACGAAGACGGGCGUGCUUGGCGAUGGAUAUGAAGAGCUGAGAAAAAGGGGUAAGAAAGCUGAUGCACUAUCGAGAUCGCGAACGACAUGGAAGGGAGAUCUUGAGGACGCAGACGCAGACGGGCCGCGACUGAAGAAAAAGUCACGGUUUGAAAAGGCAAAGACGACUUUACACAAGAAAAUGAAGGCAAAAAGGAAAUAG
Messenger RNA from Suillus bovinus, 1101 nucleotides. RefSeq lists its product as uncharacterized. NCBI's taxonomy places the organism in Eukaryota, Fungi, Basidiomycota, Agaricomycetes, Boletales, Suillaceae. Gene Ontology annotation, cellular component: small-subunit processome; nucleolus. The record is from RefSeq and is a predicted model, not a curated record. Bases 1 to 1101 code for a protein of 366 amino acids. The transcript is spliced from 3 exons. Gene Ontology annotation, biological process: maturation of SSU-rRNA from tricistronic rRNA transcript (SSU-rRNA, 5.8S rRNA, LSU-rRNA).